Messenger RNA from Paramuricea clavata, 645 nucleotides. Lineage: Eukaryota; Metazoa; Cnidaria; Anthozoa; Malacalcyonacea; Plexauridae. The record is from the annotation of a GenBank genome assembly.
AUGUGUCGCAAGAAAAUAAAUAAAACACCCCACCACCAAGCUAGACCAGGAAGCCAAAAUCACAAUGAGGGCAAACAAACUAGAUACAGCCAAGGUCAAGGUCGAAACAGUAACAGGCAGAUCCACGAUUUGAAUGUAAACAAUGAGUCAAGUGAUGAAUUCGAUACACUAGUUUUUGACACAAUCACAGUUGACAGUAUUACAUCUGACUCAAACAGCCAAACUAAAGAUGAAGCACUAGUCAUGAUCGACAUCGAACUGCCAAAUAAUACCCAUAACACACAAUUGAGAGCUAAAGUUGACACAGGUGCUCAAGCAAACAUCCUACCACUAAGAUUAUACCGUAGCAUGUUCCCAGAGAAUAUCAGUUAUGAUGGUAAACCCAAGAUAAGUGCAGUUAAAAAGUCCACAGCCACCCUUACAGCAUACGGGGGUACUCCAAUUCCACAAUUUGGUACAUGCGAAAUAAAGUGCUCCUACAAGAACAACAACACAAGUGCUACAUUCUAUGUGACUGAUGUACACAGUAGAGCAAUUAUUGGAUUACCAACUGUACAUUACAAUUAUUGGAUUACUAGAUCUUCACUUGAUUACGUUGAACUGUUCAAUAGAGAAAUCACAAGUACAAGAGACCUUGCCUACUAA